This is a messenger RNA of Monoraphidium neglectum, 621 nucleotides long. Its product is annotated as ATP-dependent RNA helicase DDX46/PRP5. The coding region runs from base 1 to 621 and encodes 206 amino acids. Lineage: Eukaryota; Viridiplantae; Chlorophyta; Chlorophyceae; Sphaeropleales; Selenastraceae. The transcript has 6 exons. The record is from RefSeq and is a predicted model, not a curated record. Gene Ontology annotation, molecular function: nucleic acid binding; RNA helicase activity; ATP binding. Gene Ontology annotation, cellular component: nucleus. Gene Ontology annotation, biological process: mRNA splicing, via spliceosome.
AUGCAAUAUAUUGACGACUCCGACUCCGACGCGCCCGCUGACAAGGACAAAGACGAGGACGACGCCGCCUGGGCCAAGGCCGUGACGGCCGGCAAGAUGAGCAAGGGCGACAAGCUGGCCGCGGUCGACCACUCCGCGGUGGAGUAUCCCCCCUUCAGGCGCAACUUCUAUAUCGAGGUGCCGGAGAUCGCCAAGAUGAGCGACGAGGAUGUGGCCAAGCUCAGGAAGGAGCUCGACGGCAUCAAGGUCCGCGGCCGCGCGCCGCCGCGGCCGAUCCGCACGUGGCACCAGGCGGGGCUGUACUCGCGGGUGCUGGAUGCUAUGCUCAAGAGCGGCUUUGAGACGCCCCUGCCCAUACAGGCCCAGGCCCUCCCCAUCAUCAUGUCGGGCCGCGACUGCAUCGGCAUCGCGAAGACCGGCUCCGGCAAGACGCUCGCGUUCGUGCUGCCGCUGCUGCGCCACGUGAAGGACCAGCCGCCGCUGGCGCAGGGGGACGGGCCCAUCGGCCUCAUCAUGGCGCCCACGCGGGAGCUGGUCGCCCAGAUCGCAAAGGCUGCUUGCAAAUUGUGCCAUGUGCUUGCGAAUGGCGCCUCGCGGCCGCGCUUCGCCAGCCGCACCUGA